CUCCUCGGUUAACUUGGCCCAUGAAUAACCUAAGAAAUUCACCGGAGUUGGCAAAACAUCAAACACCUCUGAUCAAUAUCAAUGCCGAGAGUGAGAUUCUUCCCUGCGUGAAUUAUCAAGAAUUCAAAAAAUAAUGAUACUGCCAUUGUUUAAGCUCGGCACACUUGCGCUGAGAACACUCUGCAAACCAAUUGGUAAUCGCAUCAAGAAAGAAGCUGGCUUUCACCCCAAGUUCCGACAAACCAUCAUCAACAUUGCCCAGGCAAAUCAUCGUCUUACGACAAAUUUGCAAAGACGUAUAUAUAGCCGUGCAACAAAUGUUGAAAUUCGUCCUCUCAAUGAAGAAAAAGCUGUUCAGGUUGCUGCAGACCUUCUUGGGGAGCUCUUUUUAUUCACGGUUGCAGGUGGACUGAUAGUUUUCGAAGUGCAAAGAAAUUCCCGAUCAGAAGCCAGAAAAGAGGAACUUCGCAAGCAGAUAUUGGAGGUACUGAGGGCAAGAGACGAAGAACUAGCCGGUGAAAUUGAGCAGCUUAAGCAAAGAAUGGCAGCACUUGAGCUCCAUAGUAUAUUUAGGUUUAGGCACUCUUCUAAAGGAUCUGAUGAUACAACUAAUAAAGAAGCUCAACCAUCUUAACGUAUUCGUUGCGCCGAAUUACGCCGCCAACUGUUUUGCGCGUAGUUAUUAUAACUAUUAUUUUUUAUUUUAUUUUUCGCAACUUGCCAGAUCGUUUGUUGGCAAAUUGUGCAUUCGCAAGCAUGGCAUGAAUAAAUUGUAUAGGUUUUUCUAACAGCUUAGGGAUCAAGAAUCGGCUGAAUUCUACGUUCGCCUUUAGCUGGAGCAUGGAACGAGUUAGAUGCUCUUUGUUUUUGCGGUAAAUAUGGGAACAUAGUUAAACCUUUUUAGUAUUUAGUACAUUUUUUUUUCCGACGGACGAAUUCAUAAUUGGUUUUCCUUUUAUUUUCUUUUCGGCACUAUUGAU
Messenger RNA from Erythranthe guttata (spotted monkey flower), 980 nucleotides. Its product is annotated as OPA3-like protein. The record is from RefSeq and is a predicted model, not a curated record. Lineage: Eukaryota; Viridiplantae; Streptophyta; Magnoliopsida; Lamiales; Phrymaceae. Gene Ontology annotation, cellular component: mitochondrion. Gene Ontology annotation, biological process: regulation of lipid metabolic process.